CUCAACAUCAUCACCCUUUCUCCAAAUUGAAACUGAAAUUGAAAUUGAAAUUGAAAUUAGGGGUUUAGCAAAAUGGCGGGAAAAUCCGAUGCAGCAGCAAAGAAAGGCGGUAGAGGCAAACCAAAGGCUUCAAAGUCCGUUUCAAGAUCUUCGAAAGCCGGUCUUCAGUUCCCCGUCGGUAGAAUCGCUAGGUUUCUAAAGGCUGGACGUUAUGCACAACGUGUCGGCGCCGGAGCUCCGGUCUACCUCUCCGCCGUUCUCGAGUAUCUGGCCGCUGAGGUGUUGGAGUUGGCUGGGAAUGCAGCGAGGGACAACAAGAAGAGCAGAGUCGUUCCAAGGCACAUACAGUUAGCGGUGAGGAACGAUGAAGAAUUGAGUAAACUGUUGGGAUCAGUGACUAUUGCAAAUGGUGGUGUUCUUCCCAACAUUCAUUCCACUCUGCUUCCUAAGAAAGCAGGGAAGGACAAGGGAGAGAUCGGUUCUGCUUCUCAAGAGUUCUAAGUAAUAUGGAUAUAUUGUUUCAUGUAUGAUAUGGUUUUUGGAAUAGAGUGUUGGUGUUUGGGGUUGUAGGAUGAAUGCAUUUUUAUUAUAAUAGUUCUUUUUUUUUGUUUGCAAA
Helianthus annuus (common sunflower) is the source of this 616-nucleotide messenger RNA. Its product is annotated as histone H2AX. Gene Ontology annotation, cellular component: nucleosome. The record is from RefSeq and is a predicted model, not a curated record. Gene Ontology annotation, molecular function: protein heterodimerization activity; DNA binding; structural constituent of chromatin. The transcript has 2 exons. NCBI's taxonomy places the organism in Eukaryota, Viridiplantae, Streptophyta, Magnoliopsida, Asterales, Asteraceae. Bases 73 to 501 code for a protein of 142 amino acids.